Pogoniulus pusillus (Red-fronted tinkerbird) is the source of this 3117-nucleotide messenger RNA. RefSeq names its product casein kinase 1 epsilon (gene CSNK1E). The coding region runs from base 289 to 1539 and encodes 416 amino acids. Lineage: Eukaryota; Metazoa; Chordata; Aves; Piciformes; Lybiidae. Gene Ontology annotation, molecular function: ATP binding; protein serine/threonine kinase activity. Gene Ontology annotation, cellular component: nucleus; cytoplasm. The record is from RefSeq and is a predicted model, not a curated record. Gene Ontology annotation, biological process: positive regulation of canonical Wnt signaling pathway; endocytosis; signal transduction. The transcript is spliced from 11 exons.
ACAUCAGUGGGUUUGGCUCCGGGGCUCAAUGGAAACUGGGUGAGCGCCGGGCUGUGCCGACCACACGCCGGCUGGAGGGGACGGCGAGCGGGCGGGAGGCGGCAGGCAGCGCCGCGCCGCGCUGAGCCGAGCCGAGCGGAGCUGAACGAAGGAGGGACGCGUCGAGCACGGCCGCCGCCAGCCCUCCCCAAUCCUCCGUCAUCCUUCCCGCCGCGGCCGCCUGGCCCCCUGACAGCCGGCGGAGCAGCAGCCCCACACGGUCCCCUUCCCGUCAGGCACGAUUGAACCAUGGAGCUUCGAGUGGGGAACAAAUACCGGCUGGGCAGAAAGAUUGGCAGUGGUUCAUUUGGAGACAUUUACCUAGGAGCCAAUAUUGCAACUGGUGAAGAGGUGGCCAUCAAACUGGAAUGUGUCAAAACCAAGCAUCCACAGCUCCACAUUGAAAGCAAGUUCUACAAGAUGAUGCAGGGAGGAGUGGGUAUCCCCUCCAUUAAGUGGUGUGGAGCAGAGGGGGACUAUAAUGUGAUGGUGAUGGAGCUCUUGGGGCCUAGCCUGGAAGAUCUCUUCAACUUCUGUUCCCGCAAAUUUAGUCUCAAGACAGUUCUGCUCCUGGCAGACCAGAUGAUCAGCCGUAUCGAGUACAUUCAUUCCAAGAAUUUCAUCCACCGGGAUGUGAAGCCAGACAACUUCCUUAUGGGCCUUGGCAAAAAAGGCAACCUAGUAUACAUCAUUGAUUUUGGUUUGGCUAAGAAGUACCGAGACGCCCGGACCCACCAGCACAUCCCCUACCGGGAAAACAAGAACCUGACCGGCACAGCUCGUUACGCCUCUAUCAACACCCACCUGGGAAUAGAGCAGAGUCGCCGCGAUGACCUAGAGAGCCUGGGCUACGUGCUCAUGUAUUUCAACCUGGGCUCGCUGCCCUGGCAGGGCCUCAAGGCUGCCACCAAGCGCCAAAAGUAUGAGAGGAUCAGUGAGAAGAAGAUGUCAACGCCCAUUGAGGUGCUCUGCAAAGGGUACCCUUCUGAGUUCUCGACAUACCUCAACUUCUGCCGCUCACUGAGGUUUGAUGAUAAACCUGACUACUCCUACCUUCGGCAGCUCUUCCGCAACCUCUUCCACCGCCAAGGCUUCUCCUACGACUACGUCUUUGACUGGAACAUGCUUAAAUUUGGAGCAGCUCGGAAUCCUGAGGAUGUGGAUCGGGAACGGCGAGAGCAUGAGCGAGAAGAGAGGAUGGGGCAGCUCCGGGGCUCAGCCACACGAGCGCUGCCCCCAGGUCCACCUGCUGGAGCCACUGCCAAUCGCCUUCGCAAUGUCACUGAGCCCAUGGCCUCCACUCCCACCUCCCGAAUCCAGCAGUCCGGAAACACGUCCCCCAGAGCAAUCUCGAGAGUGGACAGGGAGCGGAAGGUCAGCAUGAGGUUACACCGAGGAGCUCCUGCCAAUGUCUCCUCAUCUGACCUCACAGGGCGGCAAGAAGUGUCACGGAUUUCAGCAUCACAGACAAGUGUGCCAUUUGAUCACCUUGGGAAGUGAGGAGCAAUUGCCACUGGACCAGUGUUUGCUUAGUGUCUUCACUGUAUUUUUCUUUUAAAAAACAAAAAAAGCCCCAAAAAAACACAAAAAAAAAUAGAAAAGACAAAAAAACCCAACAAAAACAAACCAACAAACCCAAGUGAAUUUCUUUUUGCAACGACAAGGAGUCGAGCUGUGCCCUUGUGCUGGCGUGAGCCGUUGCUGAGAGGGCUGCCUGUGUUCCCCAGCCUGAGCGCCUCAGAGAAGCUGACGACCUGGGAGCUGUGCGGGAACACCUCCUCUGCCCCUCCAGUCUCACCCUGGCCCUGCUGCCACCCUCACUGAUUAUCCCCAAGUUCCCUCCUCUGACUCUGUUCCUGGUUUUGGUUUCUCUCUUUAUUUUCUUCUUCCUGGAUAUUGUCUCCUGCUUGCUUUCUCUUUUCUUAAUUUUCAAAUCAUAUGGUUUCUAGCCAUAUAAAUUUUAUCUUUGCUCUCCAUUUUUCCUGAGGGCAGGGGAUGUGAGGGUUGGUUUUUUUGUUGUUGUUGUUGUUUUCUUAUUUCAGGAGCCUUGUGAGCCAGGAGGGAAUCAGACUCCAGCCACACUGGAUGGUAGAAGUCUGAUUUUUAUUACUAUAACAGAAUUUAUUUUCUCAAGCAUUAGUUGAAUUUUAAGCUGUGAGGGGAAUUGUGGCAACAGCCUAAUCAAUGACUUGGGCUUCCUUUCCUUGGGUGGUUUCUCUGCAUUUGUUUUUUUGGCUGUUGGGAAAAGUGCCAGACAUCUGAGUGGUCCUCAUGCGCCGAGGGAUCCUGGAGCAGCACCUGGUCCCAUGGAGGAUGGGAAGGCCGGAGCUGAAAUACAGGGAGAAAUCCACUUCCCAUCCCUGCAGCAGGGUCUGUUUUUUGUCUGGCUGUGCGUGGUUUUUUCUAUUUUUGUUUUUUAAUUACAACUUGUUUUAAUUCCUGCGGAGAGAGUGUGGGACUUGAGGAGAAGACAGAGAGAGGUGCACAGAAACUGGAGUUUGGUGUUCUUUCAGAGCGAUAGCUCUUGCUCUCUUCUUCACUCAUGCAACCCCAAGUAAGAUCCACCGUACAUGCACAAUCCCUUCCUGCCCUCUCCCUGCUGUCUCCCCUUCUUCCUUCCCUCCCCCCCUCCUUUAGUUGUUUUUAAAUAUAAUUUAGGAAUACUCAAGCUGCAUUGUGGCACUUGAGGCUUUGAAACACAAUGAUCACCACUGCGACCUAUGGCCUGUAGCAGACACACUGUCACUGUAGUGUGGAGCCGAUGGGUUGUUGGCAGGGCGGGGAGGGUGGGGUUAGUCUUUGUUUUUGUUUGUUUUUAUCCUUUCUAUUUAACACUUUUAUUUUUCCUCCUUAUUUUUUUCCUAAUUUAUUUACCCCUCUUACUGUCUCUCUCUUUUUUUUUUUUUUUAAUUAAAGAGCAAAACUUUUUAUUACUUUGUAAUUUAAAAAAACAAACAAAAAAAAACCUGAAGAACUUUGGGGGGGAUUUUGUACUUUUUUCCUGUGUAAAUAUUGAACUUUUUUGAGCUUUAUCGUGGUUGUUAAUUUGAAGUAAUAAAGUAGAAAAUGAUAAAGUGA